AUGGAGAACUAUGUUAAGUUAAUUUCAAGCGACUCGGUCGAAUUUGUGGUAGAGACCGAGCUGGUAAAGCAUUCACGAACACUUGCAGUAUUCCUGGACGACAGGUACCCAUUUAUUCAAAGCCAAACCAAGGAAGUUAGGCUACCUAUCCGAUCUAAGCACCUUAAAAGGAUACUUGAGUUUAUGCAUUUCAUACAUAAAAGAAAAAGUGGAAACAACAUGGAGUUUAAAAUUAACGACGAAGAAACCAUGGAUUUAUUAGAAAUAGCAUCGUACUUGAGAAUAUGA
This is a messenger RNA of Vittaforma corneae ATCC 50505, 288 nucleotides long. RefSeq lists its product as uncharacterized. The transcript has a single exon. The coding region runs from base 1 to 288 and encodes 95 amino acids. Gene Ontology annotation, biological process: ubiquitin-dependent protein catabolic process. Gene Ontology annotation, cellular component: elongin complex. The record is from RefSeq and is a predicted model, not a curated record. Gene Ontology annotation, molecular function: protein-macromolecule adaptor activity. NCBI's taxonomy places the organism in Eukaryota, Fungi, Microsporidia, Nosematidae.